AUGUGUGAGAUCACCUCACCCCCGGAGGGCUACGAGCUUGUCGCGGGCCAGUGGCGCUGCACUGAGGGCUAUGCAGGAGCAGCGACCGCCACCUGCGUGGCUGAUGAGGCGUGCCGCAGCUCGCUGCAGCUGGCGGGGUGCAGGAAGCUGCAUAGCUGUUUGCCCCCGGAGAAUCCGGAUCCCUGCAAGUAUGACCUCAGUGGCUGCGGAGACGUGGCGCCUGGGGGAUUUUGCCGGCUCCGGUGCCGUACGCCCUUCGCCGGCGGCAGCCCCAAGCUGAUUUGCCCCGCGGGGAAUACGGACCCCACGUACCAGAUGAAAUGGACAGAGCCCUACUGCUUCUGCACCAAUCCAGAUCCAGUCCCUCUCGGCUUCGAGGAGGACGGCCAAGGCGGCCUCCGCUGCUCCGGCGGCUUCGUGGGAGCCCCGCAGCUUCGCUGCCAGCAGGGCACAACAUGCCUGGCGCAGUCGGAGGUUUGGGGCUGCGUGUCCCCCGACGUUUGCCACAUCAAAGAUUUCCUGGACGAGGACGAUCGCCCCGGAAGAAUCACUGGCAAGGCCCGCGGGCGCAUUUGA
This is a messenger RNA of Effrenium voratum, 576 nucleotides long. The record is from the annotation of a GenBank genome assembly. Lineage: Eukaryota; Dinophyceae; Suessiales; Symbiodiniaceae.